CAUCUACAAAAUCCAACCUGGCUUAUGUUUACCCCCUCGAAGCGCUGAACUGUGGCCGUGCUUCAACCAUUAUUCUGACAUAUAACUCCCGGAAAUACAAAUGUAACCAGCCUUGUUUUGACGACCUGAGCGAGAAUAUAAGGCGGGGCAUUAUUAAUCUGUAAGAUUUCGUGAGCUGAAAAGCCAUGGCUCGGGUGGUGAAAAAAAGGCAGGCCGACCCCAAAGUUGUCCAGUUUGUGUGGUCGGCCAUCGAGGUUAUUCGCAACCAGAAGCAAAUUGCAAAUAUGGACAGGAUUUCAAAGUACCUGAGCCGGGUGUACGGGAUGCAUCCCAAAGAGACGGCCAGGCAGCUGGUGCUGGCUGUGAAGGACGGGCUGGUGGUGGAGACCCUCACCGUGGGCUGCAAGGGCUCCAAGGCAGGCGUGGAGCAGGAGGGCUACUGGCUGCCCGGGGACGAAAAUGAGUGGGAGGCGGAGAGCCACGACUGGUACUGCUUCGACUGCCACCUGCCCGGCGAGGUGAUGGAGUGUGACGGCUGCUUCCGCGUCUACCACACGCGCUGCCUGACCGAGGAGCAGCGACCCAGGGACAGCAGCGCCCACUGGCAGUGUGUGAUCUGCAGGGGUAGCAAGAGGAAGAACUGUUCCAAGCAAGAGAUGAUUACAUACCUACAGUUUAUUGUGGGGCGAAUGAAAGAGAGGGUAAGCGUCGAUCUCAACAAGAAAGGCAAAGACACAAAGCAGCCCAUGUACAGAAGACUCAUCCACACUCAGAUGGAGGUGGAAAACGUUCAAGAGAACAUCACAGAAGGCAAAUACAAGAACUUUGAGGAAUUCAAGGCAGAUGCGCAGCUCAUCGUCCACAACACAGCCAUUCUGUUUGGAGGGCACAGCGAUCAGACUGAAAUUGCGAGAAUGCUUUACAAUGACACGUGUCAUGAGGUGAACGAGUUACUUUUGUGUAAAAACUGUUUCUACCUCUCCAACGCACGGCCUGACAACUGGUUUUGCUACCCUUGUACUCCCAAUCAUGAGUUGGUGUGGGCCCGCAUGAAAGGCUUUGGCUACUGGCCUGCUAAGGUCAUGCAGAAGGACGGCGCCCAGGUGGAUGUCAGGUUCUUUGGCUAUCAGCACCAGAGGGCCUGGAUCCCGGCAGACAACAUCCAGCCCAUCACGGUGAACGCACAGCAGCUGCAGGUGAAGCGCAGCUCGGGCUGGAAGAAGGCCUGCGAGGAGAUGGAGAUGCACCAGCGCUUCACCACCGAGAACCGCACCUGGAAGGGCCUGGGCGAGGAGCGGCCCGAGGAGCGGCUAGAAGAGGCCGAGUCCAGCAUCUCCUCCACCAGCAACGAGCAGCUGAAGAUUAACCAGGAGCCCAAGGCCAAGAAGAGCCGCCGCAAUCAACCUCCUGAGCCUAAAGAGGAGGAGCCUGAGCCUGAAAUGGAGGCGGUGAGCUCCAGCCAGGAGAUCCCCACGGCGACGCCCCACCAGCCCGAGCGCCUGUCCGUCUCCACGCAGACGCGAAAGAUGGGGCCCUCGUCCUCGUCUUCCUCCUCCUCCUCCUCUCCCUCCACGGGCUCGUCGUCCGGCCCGCGCAUGCAGCACCGCGGCACCCAGACGGUGAACGAGAGCAGCUGCCAGAACAUGUGCCACGACAAGUACACCAAGAUCUUCAACGACGUCAAGGAGGUGAUGAAGGCCGAGAACAAGCGGGAGACGGAGCGCCUCGUCAAGGAGGCCACGGAGAAGGUCCGGGCGGAGAUGGAGGAUGACAAGAGGCAGGCGGUGCAGAAGGCGGUGGCCAGUGGCCAGGCGGAGAUGGACAGAAAGUGCAAGCAGGUGAAGGAGAAGUGCAAAGAGGAGCUGAUGGAGGAGAUGAAGAAGAUGGUGAACCAGCACAAGCAGCUCAUCUCCCAGACCAAGAAGAAGCAGUGGUGCUACAACUGCGAGGAGGAGGCCAUGUACCACUGCUGCUGGAACACUUCCUACUGCUCCAUCAAGUGCCAACAGGAACACUGGCACGCCGACCACAAGCGCACCUGUCGCAGGAAGAGAUGAGAUGAGCCGACAACUGCCCCCCUCUCCCUCCCAUCAACCCCUCCGACAACCCCAGGCCCCCACCCCACCCCACCCCACCCCACACGUCAGCC
Molecule: messenger RNA, 2149 nt
Organism: Clupea harengus (Atlantic herring)
Lineage: Eukaryota; Metazoa; Chordata; Actinopteri; Clupeiformes; Clupeidae
Gene: zmynd11
Product: zinc finger, MYND-type containing 11
Exons: 15
Coding region: 186-2057 (623 amino acids)
Biological process (GO): regulation of signal transduction; regulation of transcription elongation by RNA polymerase II
Cellular component (GO): nucleus
Molecular function (GO): DNA binding; transcription corepressor activity
Source: RefSeq, a predicted model, not a curated record